Molecule: messenger RNA, 1149 nt
Organism: Acaulospora morrowiae
Lineage: Eukaryota; Fungi; Glomeromycota; Glomeromycetes; Diversisporales; Acaulosporaceae
Source: the annotation of a GenBank genome assembly
AUGGAAGGAAUUUUGAGUAGUUUUCAAACCGACUACAAAAAAGUUGAAAAUAAACAACUUGAACUUGUUCCGAAAGCCGUGGAAAAAAUUGAUAAGUUGACCCAGACUCUGUACGAAACCUUGCAUCAGCUAAGAUCAGAUCCUGAGAAUGUAAAUGAGAAUUUGCAGAAUCUUUCACGAUCUCUCGAAAAUUUUGCGUCACAAGCUUCAGAAGAACAUAAAGAAUUCCAAAAAGUAGUAUCAAAAUAUGAAAAAAUAGUGGAUAGGAAAUGGAAACAAGACAUAACUAUUGCCAGCAAUCCGGAAGCUUUUGUCAAUAAGGACGCUGUUCUCCAAAGGACAGUCGCUUUACAUUUUAUACGUCACGGAAAGUUUAUGUUAGGAAAUACCUUUAUACAAGAAACCGGAUUGGACCUUCCCAAUUCUCUACAAAUGCAAUUUGUUCAAAUGUAUCAAAUAUUAGACGCCAUAAAUAAUCAAAAUUUGGAGCCAGCUCUAUCAUGGGCGAGGUCACAACGUGACGCAUUAGAACGUCGGGGAAGCUCCUUGGAAUUUCAACUUCACCGCCUUCACUAUAUCAAGUAUCUUGUCGAACAACGCCGUGAUGAAGCUUUAAUGUAUGCCAAAUCGAAUUUUAGUUACUUUAGAGCGAGACACUUAAACGAAAUACAUCGUUUGAUGGGGGCACUCGUUUAUAUUUAUAAAUUGUCGUCGUCGCCUUAUGUUGAUCUUCUAUCCGAGCACGUGUGGACGGAUAUACAACUCGCAUUCACACGCGAUUUCUGCAACCUAUUGGGAAUGUCAUGCGAUAGCCCUUUAUAUAUAAGUGUAACCGUUGGCGCCACCGCUCUGCCUACAAUCAUAAAAAUGGCAACAAUUAUGAAAGAAAAGAAGAACGAAUGGAGUCAACAAGAUGAAUUGCCGGUAGAAGUUCCUCUCUCUGACGAAAUGCGAUAUCACUCUAUUUUCGCGUGUCCCGUAUCAAAGGAACAAUCAACUGAAGAUAAUCCACCCAUGAUGAUGCCCUGUGGUCAUGUAAUAUGUAAAGAGAGCCUAAACAAGCUGAGUAGUAAAGGAAACGGACGUUUCAAAUGCCCUUAUUGUCCGAAUGAGUCAAUGAUAAACCAGGCAGUGAGGGUAUAUUUCUGA